CCCCUCUGGGAGAUCCUGUGUGGAUGGUGCAGCCUGCUGGUGGAGUGUAAUGUCCCUUUAAAGCCCCCUGCAGCGUCGUCAUUGCGCAGAACAGUUUGAACCAGAGAGCGGAGUGACCUUCCUCCAGUCUCAGUCUGAGAGAGAGGGGCAGCACUGAAGCAAGAAGCCGGUCUCAGCUCCAGCAGACUCCAGCCUCAGAGAUGAACAACAACUUAGUCGGAGAUGAAGUCGGGAAACUUUUUGUGGGAGGUUUGGACUGGAGUACCACACAAGAGACGCUGAGAAACUACUUCUCACAGUACGGGGAAGUAGUAGAUUGUGUCAUCAUGAAGGACAAAACUACAAAUCAGUCGCGAGGCUUCGGCUUUGUCAAAUUCAAAGAUCCCAAUUGUGUACGGACGGUGCUGGAGACAAAGCCGCACAAUCUCGAUGGAAGAAAUAUCGACCCCAAGCCGUGCACUCCCAGAGGAAUGCAGCCUGAAAAGUCUCGAACCAAGGAGGGCUGGAAGGGCAGCAAAGCUGAUAGCAAUAAAUCAAAGAAGAUAUUUGUAGGUGGAAUCCCCCAUAACUGCGGCGAGCCUGAACUCAGGGACUAUUUCAAUAGAUUCGGAGUGGUCACAGAGGUGGUAAUGAUCUAUGAUGCGGAGAAGCAGAGGCCCCGAGGUUUUGGAUUUAUUACUUUCGAGGCCGAACAAUCAGUGGACCAGGCUGUCAACAUGCAUUUUCACGACAUCAUGGGCAAAAAAGUGGAAGUGAAGAAGGCCGAACCUCGUGACAGCAAAGCUCCUGGCCAGCUCGGCCCUGGCCAGUGGGCGCCCAGGGGUAUCUUGAGUGCAGCUAAUGGUUGGACAGCACAGCCUGCCCAGGGCUGGCAACAGCCUUACGGGCCACAGGGAGUGUGGGUGUCGACUACUGGCCAACCCUUAGUAGGUGGAUAUGGACCUCCAUUGACAGCCGGUCGAGGAACUCCAACACAACCUCCAUCACCUUUCAACGCAUUCCUGGUCACAACCCCGGCGGGCAGCUUUGCUGCACCUCAGGGCUACCCCCAGCAGGGCUACAGCACAGCACCUCAGUUUGGUUACAGUUUCGCCACACCACAGGCAGACCAGUAUGCUCCACAGGUUCCUCCUCCACCCACCACUCCAGGAACCGCACCUCUGGGCUUUGCCCCCGCCACCACACCAACUCAGGACUUAAGCAAAGCUCCCACUGGACAGCCUGACUUCCCUUAUAGCCAGUACGGCUUGGGUAACUACCCUCAGGACCCCUCUGCCUACGGACCAACGCGUCCUUCUCACAGUUAUGGUCAGGAUGAUCAGGGAGGAUAUAGUGCAGCUAAAGGGGUGAGGAAGGAAAGAAGAAUUAAAGGAAGACACGAUGCCAGGUACGGGCAGGACCUGACCGCCUUCGGCCACAGCUUCGCGGACCCCAGCCAGCCGACAGCCACUUAUGGGGCCCCAACAGCACAGCCCGCCGCAGCCCCCCAAUCUGCCGCCACUGCGUUCGGCAGAGGGCAAAACCACAACGUACAGGGCUUCCACCCGUAUCGACGCUGACCGCCACCUGGAGGCAGGGCUGCUAUGUAAAGUUCAAAAACACAAAACAGAAAAAAAAAAAAAAAAAAGUCAGGGAAAAUGUGUUCUUGCUAAAAAAAAAAAAGCAAAACUGGAGUUCUGGAUUGUUCUACGGGAAUGUUGAAUGCACAGUUUGUGAAGCAGAGAGGUUUUUGGAAGCAGGGAUGCCAGGAAAUUCAACAGGGGUGAAAAGAAACCCAGGUUUUUUAUUUUUGUUUUGCAUAACUUAAGGAACAUUCAGCAGAAAGAAGCUUUUAUCCUCCACCCCCCCACCCCAUGUUUUAUAGUAGAACUUAACUACUUUGCAAUAAUUUUGAUUGUCUGGUCAAACACUAGCACAGAGACUAUAUGUAAAGAGACUUGCAUAUAAAUAUGUAUAUUUAUGGUGGACACAAAUGAAAACAGGGUCUCAAGUUUCCUCAGCUUUAAAUUCUAGGGAAAAAUGUUUUUAUUUUUCAUUUGGUGAAUUUUGUUUACUUUCUGAGCCUUUAAAGUUUGUUUAAAAUGGAGAUUAUGAAUAUAUAUAUUAUACACAAACUGUGCAAUUUUUUAAAAAGAGAAUUUUGUACUAUAAAUGUACACUUUGCUUGUUUUUUUAUUUAAAGAUGUAGACUUCCCUCAGGUGGCUCUUUUGGGUGCAUUUUUUGCACUUGCGCAAAAAGAAAAAAAAAGGACAAAUUAUUUCAAAAAUAAAUGUUUUAAGGAUA
Molecule: messenger RNA, 2284 nt
Organism: Notolabrus celidotus (New Zealand spotty)
Lineage: Eukaryota; Metazoa; Chordata; Actinopteri; Labriformes; Labridae
Gene: dazap1
Product: DAZ associated protein 1
Exons: 14
Coding region: 201-1559 (452 amino acids)
Cellular component (GO): cytoplasm
Molecular function (GO): RNA binding
Source: RefSeq, a predicted model, not a curated record